AUGGCCCCAAAGAUCAACAGGCUUGUUUGUCAAUUUCCAAACUUUAAGCGCGUUUUCCGAAACAAGUCAGGUCUCACUCAGCACAUACACGCCAAGCAUCCAUUACCCCCACAAACUCAGGAAGAACUCAAUCGAAUGGCUCUGCCUGCAGGUCCUGGCUUUAUUCCUCCAAGGCAACAUUCUCCCACUCAAGCGGAAAAUCAGGGUAUCGACGAGCAGGAUGACACAGGGUUUGUACCUGAGGAAGGCACUUGGGUGGACAUGGGGCGUUUGUUUCAGACUUUCCAUCCACAUAUGACUGGAUGCAAAUGUGAUGUUAAUGGUACAUUUAUUGACCAGGAUGCACCCCCACUGCCUCGUACAGAUACCCCAUCAACUGACUGGAUGCCCUAUAAUGAUAGGGUCGAAUUCGAGACUGCAGAGUUUCUAUUUACAUGCAACCAGAUGUCCACCAAACAAAUCGACACUCUACUCGACUUAUGGGCUGUGACUCUGAUAAAACAUAAUGAUGCUCCCCCUUUUGCUAACCACAAGAACAUAUACGCUACCAUUGAUGCGACACCACUUGGGGAUGUCCCUUGGAAGAUGUUCUCGAUGUGUUUCAAUGGAAUCAAACCGGAACAAAAUGUGCCACCAUGGAUGAACAUACAGUAUGAUGUAUGGUAUAGAGAUCCACUGCAAAUUGUGUGUGACAUGCUCGCAAACCCUGCCUUCAACGGGGCAUCAAAUAUUCACCGUACCUGUGAUUACACCAGUGACUGGGCAUGGAACCAGGUAGAUCUCAUUGCUGAAAACCAAGAGACUUAUGGUUUGAUGUUUGUGCCAUUGAUUAUUGGCAGUGACAAGACAGUUGUAUCUGUUGCUACAGGCCAAACAGAAUACCACCUGCUAUAUAUUUCCAUUGGCAACAUCCACAAUAGUGUACAAUGUGCACAUCACAGAGGCAUUGUUCUCAUUGGGUUCCUUGCAAUACCAAAAUCUACAAAGGAAUACAACAAUGAUACUAACUACAGGAACUUUCGACGUCAACUCUUCCAGCAGUCACUCGCCAAAAUAUUCGAGUCUGUGAAACCAUUCAUGGAAACCCCCAACAUCACAUGCUUCCCUGAUGGUCACUUUCGACGAACAAUAUAUGGCUUAGGUCCCUAUAUAGCUGAUUAUCCAGAGCAGGUGUUGCUCUCUGGCAUCCUGCAGAACUGGUGUCCACGGUGUCUGGCAAACAGCAAGGACCUUGAUGGUGGUCAACCAUGUCUGCAUCAAUGCAAAGCGCACACUGAGCUACUCAUUGAACAGCUAACAUAUAGACAGGUUUGGCAAGAGUAUGGUACCAUUGGUGAUCUUAUAAUUAAGGGAACAUUCAAGGACCACUUGGUUGACUGGGUAGAAAACUAUCUAAAUAUCACGCAUGGUGCUCGCCAUGCAGCCAAAAUUAUGGAUGACAUUGACCGCAGGAUAGCAGCAGUAGCCCCAUUCACAGGGUUAUGGUGCUUUCCUGACAGGCAUGGAUUCCAGCAGUGGACUGGUGAUGACUCCAAGGCCUUGAUGAAGGUGCACACAUUUGGUGCAUUCCUCAAUUUCUGUUAUCUCGUACAGCAUGAGGCUCUCACCAAAACUGACCUUCACAUAAAGGCCCUGAAAGAACCCUGGCACCGCUCUAGCAGGUUCAAGGCACUUGGUCAAAUGUUGCUGACCAACCAGCAUUUAGACAAACUCGCAGCUGCACUCACAGAUUUUGAAGCACAUGACAUGCUUCAUGGCUCUUGCUUAUCUGAGGCUUUGCGAGAAAAUCAAUCUGUUGAGGUAGACGCUGGUGACAUUCUUGAUGGACCAACUGUAAUAGAAUCCCACAUCGAACUUGCAGUGACACCACACUUUGAUCUUAACCUUCCAUGCUUCCCUCUCAUGAUCCAAGAAUUCAUCCAUGACCAGCAACAUUCAGAUGACCCCAACCCUCCUGAGUAUGAUCCUGCAACAGCUCAAUUAUUCUUAGGGAAGUUGACCAUCUUUAACUCUGCUGCAGCAUCAUUCUAUGCACCCAGCGAUCUGAGUGGUACUGGAGGUAUGCACUGGGAGCACAUCCGGGCAACACCAUCAUGGUGUGGUGGCCCUUGCAGGAACGACUGCAUAUUCAUUAACAUGGGUGCCAACUUAGACUCUCCUAUGGGUGGACUUGCAGUUGCAUGGGUCUUGUGCUUUUUCUCUUUCAGCAAUUGGACAUCGCAUUAUCCCUGCACUGUUGUUCAUUGGUAUUCUCAUGUACUUGAGGGACGUGAUCCUGACACAGGCAUGUAUGUUGUCACUCCCACAACAAACAAUGACGACACUCCAGAUGUCUCUAUUAUUCAUGUCGACUGCAUUUUUCAUGCCACCCAUCACAUUCCAGUAUAUGGACUGGACUUUAUUCCUAUCAUCAGUCUGCACGACUCAUACAACAUGUUCAACUCAUACUAUGUCAAUAAAUAUGCAGAUCAUCAUUCUUUUGAGAUAGCAUGA
Messenger RNA from Suillus fuscotomentosus, 2493 nucleotides. RefSeq lists its product as uncharacterized. The transcript is spliced from 11 exons. Lineage: Eukaryota; Fungi; Basidiomycota; Agaricomycetes; Boletales; Suillaceae. Bases 1 to 2493 code for a protein of 830 amino acids. The record is from RefSeq and is a predicted model, not a curated record.